AUGUCGACGGAGCUGGAGACUGCUGAACAUGCAGGUGCUAAAUCUCACCUGUCGUUCCUCACUGAACCGACCGGGGAUUCCGCUAUUGACUCCGACCUUCAAUACAUACGCGAGUUGAACUGGGCCGAUACCGCUCCUGGACCCAUUGCAGAAUGGCCUCGCGAAUUACUGGUGCUCAUCAACCUGGCCAUGCUCAGCCCCCAGCCCCAACUAUUCCUAUUAGGCCGUGAUUCGACCAUCUUGUACAACACAGCGUAUGGCAGGUUGCUCCGCGAUUAUCACCCGCUGUACCAAGGCAGACCAAUAGCUCUCAACACUGCAAUGGUUGGGCAUGGUCCGGCAAUACCAAGACUCACACAACCAGAAAAUGACGGGUCCGGCAUGGACAACGAACAUCAAAUACCCUGUUUCUUCCCACAACAUGGCCUUCUGCAGGAGGUUUUUCUCAGAGCCACAAUGGUAAAACUACCAUUAUCUUUGGAUGGGUACCACGUCACAGCUUACGAUACGACCAAAGAAGUGCUGCAGCGUCGUCGUGAGCGAUCGCUAGAUCACAUUCGUCGUGCUUCCAAAGAUGCCACAGAUCUGAAUGCCUUGUGGGCUUCAACAUUGCGUGGUAUAUCGAAUGGUAAUGGUGACAUAUCGUUUGCGGCUAUAUACUCUGCCAACAGUAAGCUCGUGAGUGAGCACGAGACCGGAUUCAUAUCGAACGAGAUUAGCACCGACGAAUUCAAACUUGCUGGCACUGUCGGCUCCUUCACAACGCCGCUCCCAUCAAGGAUCAAGCGUGGCGAGGAUCAGGCAUGGAUUAAGGCCAUCUACAAAGCCGUCGAUUUGCGUAUUCCUGAGCCCCUUCAUGCCACAGACGGAUCCUUGCCACCAGAGAUGUGCCAUGCAUCCAGGGACCGGUGCUAUGGCGAUGAUUCUCACCAGGCAGUCAUUCUGCCUAGUAUCAUGGGCAAAUCCGGAAACGUUUACGCUGUAUUGAUCCUCGGACUGGCACCACGGUGUCCUUACGAUUCUUCCUAUCAGGCAUGGGUGGGGACACUGCAUCAACACUUUUGCAGUAGUGUAGCAGCAAUUACAAUAGCUGAGACUAGGAAGCUUGCGAAAGAAAAUGACCAAAAACUGAUAGCAAAAGAGAAGGAGAUGUUGGCAAAGGAAAUGAAAUUGAGACAACAAGAGGCCGUGUUAGCGACAGGCAAGAUGCAGCGCAUGUUGCAAGUAAUCGAAGCUGCCAGUAAAAGUAUCGGUUUUUUUGAAUGUACCCUGUCAGGAAAGCUGACGCAAACUAAUGAAGCGUUUUGUAAUUUGAGUGGUUGUUCCAGAGACGUUGAUGUACAGUAUCGGACAGUGUUAAUGGAGCUUUGCGAGCAGGAUGAUCAGUCACUUCUAACAUCCCAUUUGCAAUCCUUGGUGGCUGGCCGGUCAACAACGCUCGCAGUAAGGUUUCGGCCUCAUGGCCGCGAAAGAAAAUGGGUACAGAUAGCCUGUGUUCCUAUGCUUGAUAAUGCACUCGGUGUUGUAGGCAUUACAGGCUGUGUAGCAGCCCUCGACGUUCAGCAAAAGAUCGAAUAUGAGGCCACCGUCGGUGGUGCUGGGGUCUCGGACCAAGUUCGCCUGAACAAAUGGCGUCUUUUGGACUUUAUUGAAAAUGCGAAUAUCGGCGUUCUGGUGUUUGACGAGAAAAGAACGCCCUCUUUUGCCAACAAGACCUGGUUCCAAAUGACGGGUCAUCCUUCAGUGUCAGUAACGAGUAUACAAUUUCGUUCCAUUGUUUUCCCCGAGGACAUCUCGGAGUUUGAUGCACGCCUGGAAAGUAUUUUCAAAUUCCGAAAGCCUGAGAGCUUUCACAUUCGGUUGAAAAGUCUUCACAAAGGACCGCCCAAUUACUCAGAGCACACGUGGGUGCAAUUUGCCGCCUUCCCAGACAUGGUAGACGAUGGUUCUCUCCAAAUAACGACUACAAUUACCGACAUCAGCGAGUUCAAGUAUUCUGAGCUUCUUCAGCGUGCAAAGCUCGAGGAGGCUAUUGAAUCCAAGCGACAGCAAGAAAAUUUUGUCGAUAUGACUAGUCACGAGGCAUGUGCCGUUAUGCACUGUGCAGACGCUUUGUCGCAUUCGCUUUCCGAAAUGAAAUUGAUACUCGACCGCGCAAGCCGUCAAGAUGGGCCUGACGUAGACCACAAAACGACUACGAAACGACUUCAGGAAUGUACGAGCAGCAUGAUUGAAGCUACCGACACUAUCAUGGCCUGUACAGUACAUCAAAAGCGGAUCAUUGACGACAUUCUCUCCAUCUCGAAGCUCGACUCCAACCUUCUAGAGAUAUGUCCCUCGGCCUUUCAAGUGAAGACCUUUCUUGAGCAGGUCGAGAGCACGUUCAGGUUUGAAGCUACACAGGCUGGUGUCACAUUCACGAUAACACCUGAUCCCUCUCUCAGUCAGCUCGGGGUUGACUGGAUCGAAGCAGAUCCCGGCAGAAUCAUGCAGGUUCUUGUAAACUUGGUUGCCAAUGCUAUCAAAUUCACAAAAGAUAGCCCCCAAAGUAAAAAUGUUACUCUGCGUGUUGGCGCCUCCUCUUCUCGCCCAGCAGAUGUAUUCGCCGACUUAAUGAUGGUAGCAUCUCCAACCUCUUCGCAAAAGGAAGAGGCCAAGGCAGCCAUAGUAUCAAAUGGGCAGGAGCUUUAUCUAUGGUGUAGCGUGAAGGACACAGGCUGUGGAAUGGACUCUGCUUCCAUGAAGCGUAUCUUCUCGCGGUUCAUACAAGCUUCACCCAAAACAUACAGCAAGUACGGCGGCUCUGGUUUGGGGCUUUUCAUCAGCCGAAAGCUGGUAGCUCUGCAAGGUGGAGAAAUUGGGUUCGCAUCUCAAGAAAAUGCAGGGUCAACUUUCGCCUUUUAUGCUAAAGCUUCGCGAGCAGUUUCACCGGAGUUUGCUCUUACUGUUCCUACCUCACCCAGUAGGCCCACAGAAGUGAGUAGUAACUCUCGACAUUCCGCCGGUCCAGGAAGCCCCAAGGCUCGAGACAAACGACAGCUGAGUGUUCUUCUUGUCGAGGAUAACAUGGUCAAUCAGCGCGUCUUGAAGAAGCAGCUGCAACAACACGGCUACAUUGUUCACACGGCAGACAAUGGACAGAAAGCCUUUGACUUUAUCAAGACUUCACGACACUGGAAGGCGUAUCCAGACACCACUGCGUCAGAUUCAUACAUCGAUGUUAUUCUUAUGGACGUUGAAAUGCCUGUCAUGAACGGUCUCCAAUGCGCAAAGAUGAUACGCACCGCGCAAAACAAUGGGCAAAUCAACAAACACCUCCAGAUAGUUGCUGUUACUGCAAACGCAAGGCCUGAGCAGCUGAAGCGUGCUACGGAGGCUGGGAUGGAUGACGCAAUCUCCAAACCAUUCCGAGUGAAAGACCUAGUACGCGUAAUAGACAGAUUGGGUGCUCUAGAAUGA
Bipolaris maydis ATCC 48331 is the source of this 3459-nucleotide messenger RNA. Lineage: Eukaryota; Fungi; Ascomycota; Dothideomycetes; Pleosporales; Pleosporaceae. The record is from RefSeq and is a predicted model, not a curated record.